This is a messenger RNA of Megalobrama amblycephala (Wuchang bream), 990 nucleotides long. RefSeq names its product galactose-specific lectin nattectin-like. The record is from RefSeq and is a predicted model, not a curated record. NCBI's taxonomy places the organism in Eukaryota, Metazoa, Chordata, Actinopteri, Cypriniformes, Xenocyprididae. The transcript is spliced from 6 exons. Bases 242 to 697 code for a protein of 151 amino acids.
CCUGGAUUUUAUUUCCUGAUCCUGUGUGUAUAAAUAUGAUACUUCUUUCAGUAAAUAUGCGAAUGUUAUGGUACACAGGCUCUGUGUCAGCUUGAUCAUUCUCCCUAGAUAUUGAUAGCAUUCAGGAUUCAGAUAGUCUACCUGAAAAUUAAUCUAACACUUAACACUUGUACACAUUUGAAAUAUUAUAAAAUCUUCCUCUGAGAUUCUGAAGGCAACAGCUUGAAAACCAAGGUUCAUCAUGGCAAUGCUGAGAAGUUUUCUGCUUCUUUUCAUCAUCUUUUCCAUGGGGAAUGCACAAGCUGACCUUGAUUGCCCUGAUGGAUGGGCAAUUUAUGGGUUCCGAUGCUACAAAUACAUCUCUCAGCCGGCUAACUGGAUCAGAGCAGAGAGAAACUGUCAAAGUCUUGGUGCGAAUCUCGCAUCUGUGCGUAAUAAACUGGAAAAUAAUUUCCUGCUGAGUCUGUUGCCUACUCCUUCCACACGUUCUUGGGUUGGUGCUCAUGAUGGUGUACAAGACGGACAGUGGUUGUGGAGUGAUGGAACUGUGUUCGGCUACACCAACUGGUGCACUGGAGAACCUAACAACAACCAACAGCCAGAAAACUGUUUGGAGAUAAACUUUUCCACUGACCGUUGCUGGAAUGAUGCACGCUGUUCAGACUCAAUGAGCUUUAUUUGUGCUAAGGACCUGUGAGAUCAUAUGAAGUCAUCCUGCUCCACAGUUACUUUGAUUGAACUACAUUUACUUUUCCUGAUCUUAUCUUUACAAAAAUGUUAUUCUGAAAGAAAACCUCUUCUAAACUUUAAUCUCUUCUUAAUAUCUUGAAAAAUUUCUCAAAUUAAUAAAAGCAUUGACAAAUCAUGUGCAUUGUGGACAAUCAAAUUCAUGUAUAUAAAAGUACAAGUAUAUUGUGUAGCACGGUUUGAGGUUAUUAGAAAGGCAUUACAGUUUUUUUCAAUUGCUUACAUACUUUUGUCCAAUCUUUA